AUGCACGUCAUCUCCUCUGCACCCGCCGCUCCGUCGCGGAACCCGCCGCGGACGUCGUACUCGUCCCUCGGAGGGAGAACAGUGCGUUUGGAGGCUCCGGAUGGGCUGACGGGCCGCUGGGAUGGACCCGUGUACGCAACGAUUGGUCGUGAGCCGAGUCUCCGGGAGUCUGCAGCCAGCCUAUUCUUCGACGAUGCUGAUGGACUGAAGCGACCUGGCUGGCAGGCCACUCUCACGUUUCUAUUGCCUGGUCAGCGCCGAUCUGACGUCGACCCCGCGCUCCAAGAGCACGUUGAUGUGAAGUAUUGGAUCCCGCAUUGGCGACUGACGCAACCGUCCCAUGAUUUGUCGGAGGAGCUCCUGGAGCGUCCUCUUCUUUCGGUUUUUCGGUUCCUGCGGUUUUCCCAGUUCUUCGUGGCCUCAGCUGAUUGUGACACCAAGUUCGUUCGUCACACCUCUGAGGUGUACUUGUGUGGUCAAGCUCUCACCUACGGUCGAGCUUCGACCAUCGUUUUGGUGGAUGACAUAAACCUUGUGCUGGAUCCGGGAUGCAAUUACUUGUGUAUGAUGGGUCCAAGCCAUCUCACGUGA
Phytophthora infestans T30-4 is the source of this 591-nucleotide messenger RNA. RefSeq lists its product as uncharacterized. The coding region runs from base 1 to 591 and encodes 196 amino acids. The record is from RefSeq and is a predicted model, not a curated record. Lineage: Eukaryota; Oomycota; Peronosporomycetes; Peronosporales; Peronosporaceae. The transcript has 2 exons.